AUGUCACAUUCAGUAAAGAUUUAUGAUACGUGUAUAGGGUGUACUCAAUGUGUCAGAGCUUGUCCCACAGAUGUAUUAGAAAUGAUACCUUGGGACGGAUGUAAAGCUAAGCAAAUUGCUUCUGCUCCAAGAACAGAGGACUGUGUUGGUUGUAAGAGAUGCGAAUCCGCCUGUCCAACGGAUUUCUUGAGUGUUCGAGUUUAUUUAUGGCAUGAAACAACUCGAAGCAUGGGCCUCGCUUAUUGA
Molecule: messenger RNA, 246 nt
Organism: Quercus robur (English oak)
Lineage: Eukaryota; Viridiplantae; Streptophyta; Magnoliopsida; Fagales; Fagaceae
Source: the annotation of a RefSeq genome assembly